CUGCGGCAUUUUAGAGAGAAUGAGCGUUUCAAGACGCAUGUGCUGUUAGCUGUAUACGGCGUGGAUCAUCCAGGACAAGAGAUUUGCGAAGUGUUGAGCGACUGUCUUCAAAAGCGCCUUGAUCAUGUUACGCUCAGCCAACUGAUCGACACUUUGGCUAAAAACACACAAACGAGGCUAGACAGUGCUGACGUACAGUUUCUUCAACGCGACCCGACAUCACCAGCUGGUGUGUUUAAUUACUCAAUACCGAGCUCGAUGUCUCAACUCCUGCAACCGCUCAACUACUACACACAUCAACAUAUGCAAGCAGUGAUGCCAUCGGCAAGAUACAAGGAGGAUUACGGUUCUGGCGGAACAUGCACAGGAGAGCGCUCAGUUUUCCAGCCUUUGCCGUUUUCUGGGAAACAACCAGAUUCAUACGUUCCGAUUUUCUAUCUGCUUGUCAAGUCGCCGCAAGAAGGGACUCGAUCCACGGGUAUUGCUGCAAUCGAGUUACGCUUUGUAACCUGUAGCGGGGAGAUGGCUUCGUUGACAACGGGUCGUUUGAACAUUUCAACACAUAUGAGCUUGGCACCGAUAUUAUGUAAUGAAGAAGAACGAGAGGCGGCAUACAGAGAAAUGACGUACACAACUAGAUGCGAACAACUGAAGGAACUGCCCGGUAAGUUCAGUGAAUGA
Molecule: messenger RNA, 681 nt
Organism: Cooperia oncophora
Lineage: Eukaryota; Metazoa; Nematoda; Chromadorea; Rhabditida; Trichostrongylidae
Source: the annotation of a GenBank genome assembly